Messenger RNA from Zeugodacus cucurbitae (melon fly), 846 nucleotides. RefSeq names its product salivary glue protein Sgs-3. The coding region runs from base 100 to 609 and encodes 169 amino acids. The record is from RefSeq and is a predicted model, not a curated record. The transcript has 2 exons. Lineage: Eukaryota; Metazoa; Arthropoda; Insecta; Diptera; Tephritidae.
ACAAUUACAAACAAUUACCAUAUUAUCAAUUUGUUAUAAAAGCCACACACAACACGAAAAAGUUGUUAGUUCAAUUACAAUCAUUCGAAAGUGUACAACAUGAAAUUCGCGACAACCUUCGCACUUUUGGCAGCGCUGCUAAUCGGAGCUAGCGAAGCAUUUGUGCUGCGAGAUGAACCAGUUGUGAUCAUUUCUCAUGAUGGUAAAAUCACUAAAAUCCCAGUUAAUCAGCUACCAGAAUGUUACCACAAAUUGCAAACGCAACUUGAGGAAUAUGUGACUAAAGAACAAGUUACAACUGAACAAAUGACCCAGUGUUUCGCUACGAUUGUGGAUAUAUCGGAAUGUUUUGAUAAAUAUAAUUCUAUUUUAAAUAAUAUUACGCAACGCAUCACCGUCGUAAGUCAGAAAAUUGAUGUUUGUUUGUUGGACGCAAUUCAACCUGCAGCUGUUGCCACUCCCUCUACCACACCACACUUCAGUGUUAAGACUACCAGAAGGCCUACAACGACUACACCACACUUCAGUGUUAAGACUACCAGAAGGCCUACAACGACUACACCACACUUCAGUGUUAAGACUACCAAAACGACUACGCCCCGUUCUUGAGAAACUCACUCUGCCGCACAACAUAUUGCUUUACUUCGUUCAACUACUAGUGUCUCUCCUAGUAAUUUGGACUAGAUCUAAUUAAGUUUCAAAUUUGUGUUUCUCAUAGUUUUGUUUAUUGUAUGCAACUUCUUUAAUUUGUAAUCCUACAGUGUUGAGAUAAAAAAACUGAACUAGGCAAUAGACACGCAUAUAUAGAAAUGAAGAAUCAUUGUCAUAGUUCAUUUACCAUUCAUA